UCAUUCAUUCAUUCAUUCAAUCAAACCCUUCUCAUUCCAAAAUCAAUUAUUGUGUGUUGCCUUACUUUAUUUUCCUCUCAAUUUGUUUUGUCCAAACUAAAACAAAACACUUGGCUAUUUCCUCCAAACUACCUCUUGCCCUUCUAAAAAAAAGGUCUUUUGCUUAUUCUUUGUUACUCAUAUUCCAUUCUUGAAUGUUAUUUUAUUGACACCAUCGUCACCGGAGUCGACAAUGUCGUCCGCCGCCGCUGAAGUUUCCGACCAAUUCGAUACCCCAACUCUCGACGCAGAGUCUUCGGUCCUUCUCCACACCAUCUCCGAGCACGGCGGCUAUGCUUUCGUCCGCAUGGCGGCUCAAGCUGAAGCCGGCGACUUCCGCGCCGCUGAGGCGGCGCGCGAGAUGGCUUGGGAGCAGCUCCACUCGGGCCCAUGGCACUCCGUCCAGCCCGCCUGGCGCGACGCUUACUCCAUGGCCUGCCUCCGCGUUGCCAAGCUUCAUUUCGCUAGCGGCGAGUUCAAGGAGGCCCUUAGGGUUUUGGAUAUGGGGUUAAUCAUGGGUGGCACUCUUCUGAGGAAAGAUUUGGACUCUGCUGUUCACAAAGUCUCCGCCAAGGCUAGGGAUUCUGAAGGUCAUGCAGUCAAUAAUGGCUCUUCUUCUUCAUCAUCAUCAUCAACCAAAUCGGAGUGUCAACUGGUCCAUGAUGGCCUCGACAAGGCGCAGAUCCUUCAAAUGUUGCCCGAGAAGUCAUUGACUGUUAAGACAGUGGUGAAAAGGUCUGGUCUGUCUUUGGAGGGAUUUCUUCGUGAAUAUCUCUUGAAUGGAUUACCAGUGGUUAUAAGCGAUGCCAUGGCUCAUUGGCCAGCAAGGACAAAGUGGAAAGACUUGGAUUACUUAAAGACCAUUGCUGGGGGCCGUACUGUGCCUGUUGAGGUUGGGAAGAACUAUCUGUGCUCUGAAUGGAAGCAAGAGCUCAUCACGUUUUCACAGUUUCUUGAGAGGAUUCAAGCUGUUGGCUCUUCUUCCUCAUCCCCUGCUGUCCCAACAUAUCUUGCUCAGCAUCCAUUAUUCGAUCAGAUAAAUGAGCUACGGAAUGACAUAUGUGUUCCUGACUACUGUUUUGCUGGUGGGGGUGAGCUAAGAUCUCUAAAUGCUUGGUUCGGCCCGGCUGGUACAGUGACACCGUUACACCAUGAUCCACACCAUAAUUUACUUGCUCAGGUGGUUGGAAAAAAGUAUGUGAGAUUGUAUCAUUCUUCAUUGUCAGAGGAGCUUCACCCAUAUACUGAAACUAUGCUUUUCAAUUCAAGCAAGGUUGAUCUAGACAACAUAGACGAGGAAGUAUUUCCAAAGGUGCGGGACUUAGAAUUCGCAGACUGCAUUUUAGAGGAAGGCGAAAUGCUUUAUAUCCCACCUAAAUGGUGGCACUAUGUGCGAUCUCUAACAACAAGUUUUUCGGUUAGCUUUUGGUGGAGUGACUCUGAAAAUUCAACUGAUUCUUGAUUUUUCAUUGCUUCCAUGCGGUUUUUGUUCCCUUCUUUUUGAUAAUGGUUGGGCACGGUCCUUAAUUAGAACUUUAGCAGGUAUGUGAGUACACAAACCAGAGCGUUUUGCUAUUGGAUCAAUAGUUUAUUCUUGUGUAUAUAGCAUUUUUCAACGCUCAGGCUAGACUUGCAUAUUUUUGUUGAUUAAUGGAAAUGUGUGAACUUCUUAAAGAAGAAUGUUUUUGCUUUAAUAUUAAAUUUUAGUGAUUUGUUUCAUCUUUA
Humulus lupulus (European hop) is the source of this 1764-nucleotide messenger RNA. RefSeq names its product lysine-specific demethylase JMJ30. Gene Ontology annotation, molecular function: 2-oxoglutarate-dependent dioxygenase activity. The transcript is spliced from 7 exons. Bases 233 to 1501 code for a protein of 422 amino acids. The record is from RefSeq and is a predicted model, not a curated record. NCBI's taxonomy places the organism in Eukaryota, Viridiplantae, Streptophyta, Magnoliopsida, Rosales, Cannabaceae.